Nelumbo nucifera (sacred lotus) is the source of this 3126-nucleotide messenger RNA. Lineage: Eukaryota; Viridiplantae; Streptophyta; Magnoliopsida; Proteales; Nelumbonaceae. The record is from RefSeq and is a predicted model, not a curated record.
CAUUUCCUCAAUUUUUUGUUUUUUGUUCUUUAUUUUUUUAUUGUUGUUGUUUUAUCAUAUUCAUUCAACGUUUCCAUCUCUCCUCCCCCUUCUCUUUUCCAUGUCAAAGAUGAACAAACGCUAACCUUAAUUUCUGUUAUUCAAGAAUUCGAUCACUCCAUCCAUCGACCAGCAGUUGGCUUUUGUGUUCUUCUUCUCCUACUUCUUUCCAGUUGCCGACGACGAUUGGCUGGAGGAAGCAAUCUCACAUGAUCAGACUCAGAAUCGUCACCCAGUCAACUACGAAGAAAUAGAUAGAACUUGAAUUCAGGAGUUCAUUUGCAGCUUGCCUUGGCAGUUUGGGCUAUUUUAACUGAUAUUGGUUGCAAUAGGCUUCCCAUAAGAGAUGGCAGACAGCUGGGAUGGAAGUUAUGACCAUGGAAGCCCGUCUGAUGAGAGCUACCACUUUGAGAAAAUACAUAUCGAGCCUAUUUAUGAUGCGUUUGUUUGCCCUCUAACAAAGCAAGUAAUGCGUGACCCAGUUACAUUAGAAAGUGGGCAGACUUUUGAGCGGGAAGCAAUUGAAAAGUGGUUUAAGGAAUGCAGGGAGAGUGGAAGGAAACUUGUUUGCCCAUUGACAUUGAAAGAAUUAAGAAGUACCGAGUUGAACCCUAGCAUAGCUCUACGAAAAACAAUCGAAGAAUGGACUGCAAGGAACGAAGCUGCACAAAUUGAUAUUGCCCGUAGGUCACUCUCUCUGGUCAGCUCGGAGCAUGAUAUUCUGCAUGCUUUGAAGUAUGUUCAGUACAUUUGCCAGAAAAGUAGAUAUAACAAGCAUGGUGGUUUUGAGCUGAUACCCAUGAUUGUCAACAUGUUGAAGAGCAGCAGUCGGAAAGUCCGGUGUAAAGCUCUGGAAACCCUUCGUAUGGUUGCAGAGGAGGAUGCAGAUAAUAAGGAGGUAAUUGCUGAAGGAGACACCAUACGUACAAUUGUCAAGUUCUUGUCUCAUGAGCUUUCCAAGGAGAGAGAGGAAGCUGUGUCUCUGCUUUAUGAGCUCUCAAAAUCUGAAACUCUGUGCGAAAAGAUUGGUGCUGUCAAUGGUGCAAUUCUUAUACUAGUUGGGAUGUCAAGCAGCAACUCUGAAAACAUUUUGAUUGUUGAGAAAGCUGAAAAAACACUGGACAAUCUGGGGAAGUGUGAGAACAAUGUGCGACAGAUGGCUGAAAAUGGUAGAUUGCAACCUCUUCUUGCGCUCCUGCUUGAAGGUUCCCCUGAAACUAAAUUAGCUAUGGCUGCACACCUCGGUGAGCUGGUUCUGAACAAUGAUGAGAAAGUUUUAGUGACCAGAACACUGGGUUCAUCACUUGUUCAUGUCAUGAAAAGUGGAAAUGUUCAGUUGAGAGAAGCUGCUCUGAAGGCCCUGAACCAGAUUUCAUCUUACGAGACAAGUGCCAGAAUCUUAAUAGAAGUUGGAGUCCUUCCUCCACUAGUCAAGGACCUCUUCACUGUUGGUGUUAAUCAGCUUCCUAUGAAGCUGAAAGAGAUCUCUGCAACAGUUCUUGCUAAUGUUGUGAGCUCAAGCUAUGACUUUGAUUCCAUCCCUGUAGGACCAGACCACCAGACUCUAGUCUCUGAAGACAUAGUGCACAACCUACUUCAUCUUAUCAGCAACACUGGCCCUGCCAUUGAGUGCAAGCUACUUCAAGUCCUUGUUGGACUAACUAGUUCUUCCGCAACUGUCCUGAAUGUAGUUUCUGCCAUUAAGAGCUCUGGUGCUACCAUAAGUUUGAUCCAAUUUAUUGAAGCUCCACAGAAGGAUCUACGUUUGGCUUCCUUAAAACUCCUCCAGAACCUCUCACCCCACAUGGGUCAAGAGCUAGCUGAUGCCCUACGUGGUACUGCUGGUCAGCUUGGUAGCCUGAUCCAAAUCAUCUCAGAAAGCAAUGGCAUCACAGAAGAGCAAGCAGCAGCUGUUAGCCUGUUAGCAGACCUGCCAGAGAGGGAUUUGGGCCUCACCCGGCAGCUGUUGGAUGAAGGUGCCUUUAGGUUGGUAGUCUCCAAGGUGGUAGGAAUUCGACAAGGGGAAACUCGAGGUAGCCGUUUUGUGACUCCCUAUUUAGAAGGACUUGUUCGUGUCUUAGCAAGGCUCACAUUUGUCUUAGCUGAUGAGCCUGAGGCUGUAGCUCUGGCUCGUGAGUACAAUCUUGCUGCAUUGUUCAUUGAUCUACUUCAGACAAAUGGACUUGAUAAGGUACAGAUGGUAUCUGCUUUGGCUCUGGACAACCUUUCACGAGAGUCCAAACGUCUGACAGAACUUCCAGAGUUUCCAAAACCAGGAUUUUGUGCUUCAAUCUUUCCUUGUUUCAGCAAACAACCAGUAGUGACUGGAUUUUGCCGCCUCCACCAUGGAAUCUGUUCACUGAAGGAAUCUUUUUGUCUUGUUGAAGGAAAAGCUGUGGGGAAGUUAGUGGCUUGUUUAGACCACACAAAUGAAAAGGUGGUUGAGGCAGCACUUGGAGCAAUCUGCUCAUUGUUGGAUGAUGAGGUUGAUGUUCAACAAGGGGUGAUGAUCUUGUGUGAGAUGGAGGGGGUCAAACAAAUAAUUGAAGUAUUGCUUGAGAAUCGGACAGAGACCCUGAGGAAGCAAGCAGUUUAUGCUGUUGAAAGGCUUCUUAGGACAGAAGACAUAGCAUAUGAAGUUUCUGGUGACCCCAAUGUGAGCACAGCACUGGUUGAUGCAUUUCGGCAUGGUGACUAUCGAACUCGGCAGAUUGCUGAGCGUGCCUUGAAGCAUGUUGAUAAGAUACCAAAUUUCUCUGGCAUAUUUCAGAACAUGGGCUAGGCAUGUUAUAGCUACUUCAUGUCGUUCAUUCAUGGAGACAGUUGAUGGUUGCAAGGGGUCACAUGUAUUGAUCAAUUUUCAAAUUUCCUACCAUCAGGAGGAGAAUUAAUAUCACCAUUGUGAUUUUGGUCUUGGAAGACUGCUGAAUCUUCUGCAAUCCAUCUUUUCUAUACAUCUUUUGUGUUGCCAUUUGUAGAUGUUAUAUGUUCAUUUGUUGGUUGAAUUGCUUCCCACAGAGUUACACCACCCAUUUAUUACAUGGACAAAUGAAGUUGCAGUAGCAUUGAUAGUGGAAAUAUGUUGUA